UUGGGUGAACCCCGACCACGUGGACGAGCGGGGCGACUUUUUCCUCCACCUUCCGCACAGCCCGAGCAGCCCGACAUGUCCGCGGGAGGCCAGGCCACCCGGAGCCGCGAAAUCCCGGCCGUCCGCCGGGUCGCCAUCCACGACGCUGCCCACAUGCCCCAGGACUACUCCACCACCCCGGGAGGAACCCUGUUCAGCACCACGCCAGGAGGUACCAGGAUCAUCUACGACAGAAAGUUCCUCCUCCAGUGUCGGACGUCCCCGCUGGCCCGGACGCCCCCCAACCUGCCGGACAUCCCGGGGGUCACCCGGCCCCUCAACUCCGACUCCAGCCACCCGGAAAAGCCCCCCCCCAGCAGCAGCAAGAGCCAGCAGCAGGCGCACGCCCAGAACGCCGCCGAAGACGCGCAGUUUGAAAUGGACAUCUGACGGACGCCCGCUGGAGGACAGGGGCGCCGUCCUCACUCAGCUGUGUUUGAUUUCAGAUUUGUUCUGGAAAAAAGAACAAAAAAACGUUUUACUUUUUGGAAUACAGAAAUCUGUAUUCAAAUGUUGUACUUUUAUAAAAACAAAAAGACAAAAAAAAACUGAAAAAAAAAAAACGACAAUAGCUGAUGCAUAACAAUGUUUUUCACUUUGAUGCCACUUGGCUUUGUAUGAUAUGAGACAUAUGACAAGCAAGUCAGCUUUGUGGGGAAAAUAAAUGUUUUAUAAGUUAUCAUGAACAAAAUACCAUUUUGUGAUUAUAUUUAUCAUAAUGAGAUGUUUUUUUUUUUUUGCACCUUAGCUGUCCUUUAGCUAUAGAAG
Menidia menidia (Atlantic silverside) is the source of this 807-nucleotide messenger RNA. The record is from the annotation of a GenBank genome assembly. NCBI's taxonomy places the organism in Eukaryota, Metazoa, Chordata, Actinopteri, Atheriniformes, Atherinopsidae.